CUAGUCAAUCCAAGCGGAAAACCUGAAUGCUUCCGUGCCGUCGACUGGUGCAUAGAGCUCAACAAUCUAUUCAUCAAAGUGAAAAAUGGAGGGAACGGCUCAAACUGUAGUGUCACGAGGGUCAUUCUUGAGUCGCCUCUGGUUGAAGUCUAUCAAAAUGCCCAUUCCGUCAUCGAAACUAACUUCAUGCACACUGGGAGAAUGAGUUUGCAGGCUGCACCUGAUAUGAAAAAGAUGUUUGAAGGACUGCUGAUGAAGAUGCGAUCAUCAUCUCCACACAUUCAUACAGACUGUUACAAGAACAUCUAG
Molecule: messenger RNA, 309 nt
Organism: Suillus bovinus
Lineage: Eukaryota; Fungi; Basidiomycota; Agaricomycetes; Boletales; Suillaceae
Exons: 1
Source: RefSeq, a predicted model, not a curated record